UAGUUGAUUCAGUCACUCACUCACACCGUCUCUGGGCUCUCAUGUCGUCUUUGUGAAGUGGAGAGGAGCACAGUACACACGAGGUUUGGAAAAACAAAAGCGGAUUUCUCUCUGCGGUCCAAUCUGAAAAGCACGCCUUGAGGAGGGGUCAGCGAGGGACUGUGCACGAGGAAUACAUGAAGGGAGGGGUGGGGGAGGGGGCGGUGACCACAGCAGCAGCAGCAGCAGUCCGGGGUCAAAGUUCACACAGACCCACUCUGUGAUUGAUGAGGAUUAAGAGACGGAUUUUGCCCAGUAGCAAACGCGCAGGAACCUCCUCACACGCCGAGUAAAGAACUUUAAUGGCGUCCCGGUAGAGCCAUCAAGAUGAACACGUUACCAUCAAUGGACCGGCACAUCCAGCAGACCAAUGACAGGCUGCAGUGCAUCAAACAGCACUUACAGAACCCGGCCAACUUCCAGACGGCAGCCACAGAGCUGUUGGACUGGUGCGGAGAUCCCCGGGCCUUCCAGCGACCUUUCGAGCAAAGCCUCAUGGGAUGUCUGACGGUGGUGAGUCGCGUGGCCGCUCAGCAGGGGUUUGACUUGGACCUGGGCUACAGGUUGCUGGCUGUGUGCGCUGCCAACAGGGACAAAUUUACUCCCAAAUCUGCAGAAACCAACACCUGCAGGAGAUGUCAGAGUGACUCAGCCCUGCUGUCGUCGUGGUGCGAGGAGCUGGGUCGCCUCCUCCUGCUGCGUCAUCAGAAGAACAGGCAGAACGAACCGCAGGGCAAAGUCCCCAUGCAGCCCAGCAUGAACAGCAUGAAGCCCGGCCUCACACACAGUGAUGGAUCCUUUCCCUAUGACUCAGUCCCCUGGCAACAAAACACCAACCAGCCCCCUGGGUCGUUGUCUGUGGUUACGACAGUGUGGGGUGUGACCAAUACAUCACAGAGUCAGGUGCUGGGUAACCCUAUGGCUAACAGUAAUAACCCUCUGAAUCCCACGGGUAACCCUAUGGCAUCGGGCAUGUCUGGCAGCGGGGCGGGGCUCAACGCACCCCAGUUCAGUGCUCAGCAGCAGCAGUUUCCUACCAAAGGAGGCUCCAACCAGCCUUACAUGCAACAGAGCAUGUAUGGCCGACCCGGCUACCCCGGAGGUCCUGGGGGAUACAGUGGGAGUUACUCUGGCGGCCCUAAUGCCCCUCCAGGAGGUAUGGGUAUGUCGCCACACACGCGUCCUCCUGGCGACUUCACCCAACCAGCUGCUGCUGCCGCCGCCGCUGCUGUCGCUGCUGCAGCUGCGACAGCAACGGCCACAGCGACAGCCACUGUGGCUGCCCUUCAGGAGACCCAAAAUAAAGACAUGAACCAGUAUAACCAGAUGUGUUCAUCGUUCCAGAUGGGCCCCGCUCAAGCCUACAACAGCCAGUUCAUGAACCAGCCGGGCCCACGAGGCCCCCCUGGAGGCAUGAACCCAGCCAACAUGGGAUCAGCCAUGACUAACCCCAACAUGAGCGGACCUCCCAUGGGCAUGAGCCAAGCCCGAGCCCCGGGAAUGGGGCCUUUCGGAGCUCAUGGCCAGAGGAUGCCCCAGCAAGGCUAUCCCGGAGGGCCACGACAGGGCAUACCCAUGCAGGGGAUGAAGAGGCCAUACCCAGGGGAGAGUUACGGGGGUCAGCAGUACGGGCCUAACGGUCAGUUCCCGCAGCAGGGGCAGUAUCCCACCUCUAAUGCCUCCAGGCCACUGCCCUCUCCUAACUACCCUGGUCAAAGGAUGCCAGGGCAGCAGGGACAAGGGCAGUACCCACCUGGCAUGCCCAUGAGCCAAUACUACAAGCAAGAGCCAUUCAAUGGUCAGGGCACCAACUUCUCUGGGGGUGGAUACUCCUACGGCCAAGGCAAUGGGCCCCCCAGGCCUGGCAACUACCCCCACUCUCCUGUCCCUGGCAACCCCACACCCCCCAUGACCCCAGGGAGCAGUAUUCCUCCGUACCUGUCGCCUAACCAGGACGUCAAACCCCCGUUUCCACCAGAUAUGAAACCAAAUAUGACAGCGCUUCCUCCCCCUCCAACCAAUCCCAACGAGGAGCUACGGCUGACGUUCCCAGUCAGGGACGGGGUGGUGCUGGAACCGUUCCGCUUGGAGCACAACCUGGCUGUCAGUAACCACGUCUUCCACCUUCGACCCUCCGUCCACCAGACCCUCAUGUGGAGGUCAGACCUGGAGCUGCAGUUUAAGUGCUACCACCACGAGGACAGGCAGAUGAACACCAACUGGCCCGCCUCCGUCCAGGUCAGCGUCAACGCCACGCCCCUCACCAUUGAGAGAGGAGACAACAAAACCUCCCAUAAACCCCUGCACCUGAAGCAUGUAUGCCAACCUGGGAGAAACACUAUCCAGAUUACUGUCACUGCCUGCUGCUGUUCCCACCUGUUUGUGCUGCAGCUGGUCCACAGGCCAUCUGUGCGAUCCGUCCUCCAGGGGCUCCUGAAGAAGAGACUCCUGCCUGCGGAGCACUGCAUCACUAAAAUCAAGAGGAACUUCAGCAGUGUAGCGGCGUCGGCAGGCAACACCACCCUCAACGGGGAAGAUGGUGUGGAGCAGACGGCCAUUAAAGUCUCGCUGAAGUGUCCCAUCACCUUCCGACGAAUCCAGCUACCCGCACGAGGGCAUGACUGCAAACAUGUCCAGUGCUUUGAUCUGGAGUCAUACUUGCAGCUCAAUUGUGAGAGGGGGACAUGGAGGUGUCCUGUAUGCAAUAAAACGGCAUUAUUAGAAGGUCUGGAGGUGGACCAGUAUAUGUGGGGAAUUCUCAAUGCCAUCCAGAAUUCGGAGUUUGAGGAGGUCACGAUUGACCCGACAUGUAGUUGGCGACCUGUCCCCAUUAAGUCUGAGCUACACAUCAAAGAGGACCCUGACGGCCCGCUUGCCAAGCGCUUCAAGACCAUGAGCCCAAGCCAGAUGACCAUGCCCAAUGUAAUGGAGAUGAUUGCCCAGCUGGGGCCUGGCCCCGGCCCUGGCCCAGGACCUGGUCCCGGCCCUGGCCCUGGCCCAGGUCCUAGCCCCUACUCAUCACACUCUGCUCAUCACACUGGCGGCAACGGGGGAGACUAUCCAGGAGCAGGCAACAAUUACCAUGGCCAAGCGAACUUUGACUUCCCUCAUGGUAACCCAUCUGGAGGUGCAGGAGGUGGAGGAGGAGGAGCAGGAGGAGGAGGAGGCCCCCCGAUGAAUGACUUCAUGCAUGGCCCCCAGUUGUCCCACCCUCCUGAUGCCCCUGGUGGUCUUCUCCCCCAGGACAAGCCCCUCAACCAUGGCAUGACUGACACAAUGUCCCAUCCCGAUCAGUCCCAUAAUUCCAUGCAGCAGAGCUUGCAUGCGUCUCCACACCCUGGCAACCAAACAGGGCAGCCCUUACAUCACAGUGGCCAGUCAGGGCAGCCCUUGCAUCACAGUGGCCAAUCAUCGCAACCGCCUCGCCAGCCGCAGCCUCAGCCACCGCCUCAGCAGCCUGGGCAGAACAGUCAUCCCCACAGCGAUCUGAACUUUAACCCCUCCUCAGAUGGGCAGAUGGGCCAGGGAGCCCAGGAUAUGCCUGAACCCUCCCUGGAUCUGCUUCCAGAGCUGGCCAACCCAGACGAGUUACUAUCCUACCUGGACCCCCCUGACCUUCCCACCAACAGCAAUGACGACCUUCUCUCCCUGUUUGAGAACAAUUAGCCCCCUCACUUCACCCGAAGCCCUCCUGCACACACAAGGAGUCGUGAUGUGUUUGACUGUCUGUCCGCAGAUACUUCAUUGACCUCCGACGAACAAUUCAUGCAGUUCCCUGUGCAUGCACGCACAAGCAUACACACGCAAACACACGGUUUGUCAGCAGAUAAUGUGUGGCAUAGGAACGCAGUUCAACGAGGCAUCAGCGUCUGUUUGGGAGACCACAGGGAAGUCACUCGAAUCCUCACUCCCUUUUCCCGGUGUAAAGAUUCCACACACCAGUUCACCACCUCUGACUAUCAACACACCAUCCACAGCCAUGUUGGCUGGCACUUAAGUGAUAUUAUAUUUACAUAUAUGAUAUCUGUGACUAUUCAACUGAAAACUGUGCAGCUAUGAUCAGUUCAUGUGUACACAACACAGGGGAGACAGGAGCCUUUGUGGGCUUUAGGCAAAGUGUUGUAGCUUUUUUAAUUAUGAUUUUCCUUUUGUGAAAAAAAGACAAGAGUCGGAGGGGAAAAAACGUCUUGUAAGAGUGUUUUUAUCCUAUUUGAAAUGUGUUCUUCCAAGACUUUGGCGUAUGCCGUGCUCUUUGACCCCCUACUUCCUAGUGUGUGUUUCCAGCUGGAGGUUAGCUUUCUCGUACACAGUCGACUAGCUGGAAGUCAGCACAGCCUCACCAGAACCAGAGCACUGACAGGACGAGUGCAAAUGUCCCUGAGUGUAAACAGAGAAAUGAGCAAACAUCGUGCAAUGUAGUGUGUGUGUGUGUGUGUGUGUGUGUGUGUGUGUGUGUGUGAGAGAGAGAGAGACAGAGAGUUUGUUUGCCUGUGAGUGUGCAUGGAUGACCGUGGGGAGAGAAAUAUGUGUUCAAACAAGUGAAAGAGACAGAGAGAAGGAAACCGAAUGGAAGAGAAAGAAAUCCAUCCACCUGGUGAAGCCUCCUGUCUCGGUGUGUCUGCCCUUUCCUCUGUAGUUCUGGUGAUAUUUAUUGUAACUUUUCGCUCUCCCUCAUCAAAUUCAGCACCGUUUUUGUUCACAAGUGCAUGUGUGCCAAUGGCUCCUGUUGUCUUUGUCUCGCCUAAACAUGCUUGAUCAAAGUCAUGUUUUUUUUCUGUCUUGUCUGGGUCAUAUUUAUUAUUUUAUUGCAAAUUCAUGUAUGUUUUUUUUUUUUUUUUUAUCGUUGUCCUUUUUUGUCUCACUUUGAAAUUAAUCAGAUACACACCACCAAAGCUGUCCAAUUUUUUUUCUCUUUUUUUUGUUUUUGUUUUUAAGGGGGUUGGCCUGGAUAUUUUAUUGGUAUAAGAACAGGAUUAUAACAUCCUACCGGCGUCAUGUUUUGAAGUCACUGUAUUUUAUAAGCAUCUGUGUGAUUGUAUUAGACUUCUCUUUUGUCAUUUUGUUACUGUUGAACUACAAUAGUCAUCUUGUUUUGGAAGAGCAUCGUGCAUGAUCCAACAAUGUUUCUAGAGCUGUUGUAUAUACCCUUUGUGAAUACUUUGUGACUGUACAGUACUGUACCUAUCUGUUAUUGGCAACUACAUGGUACUGUAUGUCUGUCAAGGACUACACAUGCUCACCCACCCAACCACACACACUCUCUCUCACACACACACACACACACACACACACACACACAUAUAUACAUGCAUAUAGACAUAUACAUACACAUAGACAUUCACACAGACACACAAUCCCUGAUUAAUAGCCCAUUAUUGUAAUGAAUUAAUCCAAAUGCUCUCUCACUGGCCUUGUGUUAAAUACCUGUGUGUUGGUGUGUUGUUUCCAAAUUCCUAUUCCCCCAUGGCAAUGCAUCAGUGAAAAAGAAAAUACACUGAAAUACACAGCAAGCAAGUCAGAGUGAGAGUUGGAAUUUUUUGUUUUCCUCUUUCUAUAUAUAGAAACACACACACACACACACUCUCACACACACACACACACACACACACACAUCUGUCAGCUUUUUAUGAGCAAAUUUUUUGUUUAAAGAUUUGUUAAUGCAGCUUAGAGGUCCAAAAUUCUCCAAAAGAAAUGUUUUUUUCCCUUUUUUUUUUUAAACACAUAUUAUCGGAACAAGUGACCUCGUCAUCUUUAUUUAAAGUGAGAAUGUGCAAAAAGUCCUCGAGAUUGUCUUUGAGGCCUGAUAUGAGCUUUUGAUAACCAUACUUUGCAAAAAGAAAAGAAAUGCGUGAACAUUGUUGUGUAUUUUCACCACAUUUUAUAUUGUUUAAAGUUUUAAGUUAUUAUUAUUUUUUUUUUGUCCAAGUGUUUUUAUGACAGGUAUAAUUUGGUUUACAUAAUUUUAUGCAGUAAAUGAAUUUGAAAUAUAUGUUGUAGACUAAAUGUUCCCCAUUUGAGAUAGAUUUCUAUUUGAAGAACUAAAUAUGGCUACACUGGUCCUCAAAAUUGAUCAAAUCACCUGCAUAUAACACAGUUGAAGCAUUAAGUGUUCUUUUUGUUUGUUCUAUGUGUUUGUUAAAGACAAUGCACUGCCGCAUUGGGAUGUUUUAUUUCCCUAUACAGUGUGUUACAAUAACUGUUAGUUUAACCCUUCACAGAAUCACAUCGAAAUUUGAAAAAUCUUUUUGGGGCGCCCUGCCCUGUCACAAAUUGUACAGUUUGGUUGUUGACGUUGGAAAUUGAGUCGAGGAAUCAAAAGAAAAUGCAACUAAUAUUGUAAAAUGAAAUUGGAGCUGGGAGUGCCCCCCUCCUAUGUGAGUAGCAAGGGAAGGACGAGGUGGAGGGCGGGUGGCGGGGAGUGGGGGGUGUAAGGGAUACGUGUACAUAAUGUAAAUGACAAAUAGAGACACGUUAACAGAAAUGUAUUCAUUUUCUCCAGGGGGAAUGUGCAUAGUGUAUUUAGAAUUUGUAAAGCUUGCAUCCUCCUGUCAGACAUUGAAUUGGGAAAAUGAGUCCGUGUUUGAUAGCGUCUGUGCAGACCUCUCUAACCACGCCUGUUCAUUUAUGUAAGAUACUUUAUGUACCCCUCCACAUGGGGUUUUGAAGAAAAAAAAACACACACACACACUUUUCUUUUCCUUUGUGUAAUAUUAAACUUCUGUGUAUUUCUCUAUUACCUGUGUACUUUAUAAAGGUGCUACAAAAUGAUAAGAACCUUUUGAGGUAUAAUUGGGACUUGGAGACGUGGAGCCUCAAGGGGUUCCUAAGGGUUGUUUCCAAAUUUACAGUUUUACAAUUUUGUCAAAUUUAUAAUUUUUAUGCAAUUUGGCAAAAUAUGCUAUAAAGGUACAAUCUGAAGUGAUUGGCACAACAGGUGGCAGUUGUCUCUUUGGUUUUGUACAUUCUAUGUACAAUCAUUUCAUAUUCUAAACUGGUCAGAAAAAAAAAAACAUAUUGUGAUUUUUAGUCUUGCAAAUCUGUAUGUAGUUAGAUGACGUGACAUCCUAAUAUUUAUCUAAUAAAUAUGUAUUCAGAUGAAACAUUCA
Myripristis murdjan (pinecone soldierfish) is the source of this 7145-nucleotide messenger RNA. It is a transcript of the gene zmiz1a, whose product is annotated as zinc finger, MIZ-type containing 1a. Gene Ontology annotation, biological process: protein sumoylation; regulation of transcription by RNA polymerase II. The coding region runs from base 367 to 3705 and encodes 1112 amino acids. The record is from RefSeq and is a predicted model, not a curated record. Gene Ontology annotation, molecular function: SUMO ligase activity; zinc ion binding. Lineage: Eukaryota; Metazoa; Chordata; Actinopteri; Holocentriformes; Holocentridae. The transcript has 25 exons. Gene Ontology annotation, cellular component: chromatin.